AUGUGCGGUAAUCGUGCGGUUGACGGUGUCAAUCGUAAAAAAGGCGGAAAGCAUUGGUUGACACGUGGAAGCUGUUUCGUUGUCACACCAUCUCCAACCCUGACCCUAUGGUCAGAAGAAAGGGAUCUUUCAGUCUUGUGCUGGUGCACCGUUCCCAAUCGUGACGUGACGUGGCGUGUGAUCGUUGGAGAAAAUCAACCGAGCUGGUCCCACGCAAACGAAUUUACCAGAAAUAUCUCGGGACAACGCCGACGGGAACGUCUCGGAGCCGAGGGAAGGACCAUGCAUGUGGGCUGGCCCCCACGACGAGGGCUGUUCUGGUCGAUUGCCUUGCUCCUUCUAUCGGCAGUAACAAGCCUCAACAGUUCCACCAUGAAUCGACGCCGAUUUUCUCACCGCCUGGCGAGUUUGGUCGCGUUGGUCGCGGGCACUGGCGGCUCGCCAGGGGGCGCACACGCGUUCGCGACGCCGCGGGUCACCGCCACUCCGUCUGCCGUUACCGUCCGUGGAGAAGAGGCAGUCCCCGCAACGGUGGCGUACCGACCUCUGACGGUAGCAGUGGAUGCCUUGGGCGUGACCGUUCCCGUGGCUUGUUGGUUCCCCGUCAACAAUGAUCCGGACGUGACCGCUGCCCCGGCACCCACCACGCGUACCCGAACGCAAGUAGUCGCCUACCCGCACCGCAUUUCGAUUCGAAGGAUUGGUCAGCUUUUGGCUGGCUGGAAUUUCAUUCCCGACUUUGCGGCACGUAACUUUGCGCUCCAACCCACCUGUACGAAAGUUGCCGACGGAACCAGCGUGAACCUGCCCACUGCGGGACCGGUAGUCAUCUUAGCGCACGGUUAUUUGGGGAGUCGCUUUGAUCUGUCACACUUGGCGGAAACACUGGCCCAAAAAGGCUUUACCUGUUUGUCCGCCGAGUAUCCCGAAUCUCUCGCAGCAUCGUACGAUCGCGUGGACGGCUUGGAUCGUCGAGUCAUUACGGACGCAAUCCUGCGAUCUCUCACCAACGAGUGGAACAUGCAGCCCUCGAGUUACGGAAUCGUUGGUCACUCACUCGGUUGUGGGACGGCGAUACAAACUGGUGACGACACCUGGGCACGGGUCCUCAUUGCCGGCUUUCCGCGGAACCGCGACGGGUCGACAAUGCAGGGCAAUCAGCUCUUUUUGGCCUCCAUGAACGACGGUCUCUUUGCGUCACCACGCAAUCCGGCCGGCAAACAGAUUGUACCCGCGGAUUAUGUCUUGCUCGAAGAAGAGACGCUUGGGCAAACGGGCGUCCUACCCCGCCGUGCCGCCUUGGUGUACGAUCGUCCCGACGCACCCAACCAUAUUUCGUUUCUUGCCGAAGGCGUUAACGACGCUAUGAUUGACCUUCUCUCGCCCUUGCUGCCAUUGGCACAGGCACUCAGCAUUCCAGUUCUAGACUUUGAUCGGUAUCAGCUUUCACGAGACUCGGCGUCGACGGCAGCGAUUGUGCAUCCGUUAAUACUCCGCUACUUGCAACAAGAAAUGCGACCGUAG
Phaeodactylum tricornutum CCAP 1055/1 is the source of this 1524-nucleotide messenger RNA. RefSeq lists its product with no specific name. NCBI's taxonomy places the organism in Eukaryota, Bacillariophyta, Bacillariophyceae, Surirellales, Neidiaceae. The record is from RefSeq and is a predicted model, not a curated record. The coding region runs from base 1 to 1524 and encodes 507 amino acids. The transcript has a single exon.